CUCAGCACCCUCCUCGACUCACUUCAGCCUCCAUCCAAGAGUUGUCACCACUGCAUUUCUUCCUGAGCGAUAAAUAUGGCGGAGGAAGGGCUGGUGCAGUUCUUGGUGCUGGCAAAGGGUGCCAAGGGCGCGGCGUGCGUGGCGCUGAUCCAGCAGGUCCUCUCCAACAAGAAGCUCUUUGUCUUCGGGGAGCUCUUGGCGAUGCCCAACGUGCAGGCGCUCGCCGGCACACCCCACGAGCCCCACCUCCGCCUGCUGGAGACAUUCGCCUACGGUACCUACACCGACGCGCAGGCCAAGGCAGACCAAUUGCCCAAGCUUACCGGCGCACAGGUGGAUAAGCUACGAAUGCUGAGCGUGGUCUCUCUGGCCCACACGAGCAAGUUGGUCCCGUACGCCGCCAUGAAGACCGCGCUCGGGAUAGACAACAUCAGGCGGCUUGAGGACGUCAUCUUCGACACCAUGUACGCGGGCCUGUUGCAGGGCAAGCUUGACCAGCGACAAGCGGUGCUCAAGGUCAAGUACGCUAUGGCUAGGGACGUUCGGGUGGACGAGUUGACAACCAUGAUCGACAAGCUCGGCAGCUGGGCGAGCACGACACAGGUUCUCCUGGAGACAUUAGAGGGGAGCGUCACGCAGGCGGCGGAAUCACGAAAGAGUGAGGCACAGAUUGCCGAAAGCUUGGCGGCGGAGGCGGCGGAGGUGAAGAAAAACUUCAGCGAGAGCACGGGCAAGCAGCGAGAUGACGAUGGCUUCCACGACGUGGGCUUCGACAUGGAGGACCGAUCCGGUGGCAUGAGGAGGGGCAGGAGCAAGCGCAAUCGCGCCGGGAUGGACUUCCGCCCCCGAAACAAGUGA
This is a messenger RNA of Ectocarpus siliculosus, 858 nucleotides long. Lineage: Eukaryota; Phaeophyceae; Ectocarpales; Ectocarpaceae. The record is from the annotation of a GenBank genome assembly.